ACAUCAGAGACCAGAACAUCAGAGACCAGAACAUCAGAGACCAGAACAUCAGAGACCAGAACAUCAGAGACCAGAACAUCAGAGACCAGAACAUCAGAGACCAGAACAUCAGAGACCAGAACAUCAGAGAACAUCUCAGACAAUACAAUCUUCAGCAUCUCAACCAUCUCUGAACCAUGAAGACCCUGACUGCUCUACUCCUCCUGGGACUGCUCUGCUCCCUCCAUACGACAUCUGCAGGUGUCAUCGCGUUGGAAAUAGCACCUGAAUGCUGUAUGAAAUUCAGCGCGAGGAUCCCUCUUCAACAAGUGGUUUCUCUCAGAACAACCUCCAGUAGCUGCCCUCGCAAAGCACUGAUUUUCACCACAAAGAAAGGGAAGACAUUUUGUGUUGACCCUUCUGAAGCCUGGGUCCAGAGUCAUGUGACCAAGAUUGAGAGCAGACCACAAUGAAGUCAUCAACUACCAUCACCCCCUAACACCCCAACCCUUGUUGGUGCACUAUAAAGGGAAUAGGUUGCCAUUAGUGACGUACACCUUGUCAUGCAUGUCAAUACCCUAUCUGAGAUUGGUAUAGAGGAGGCUCAAUGUAAUAUACUAGGUUAAUAUCCUAUCUGAGAUUGGUAUAGAGGAGGCUCAAUGUAAUAUAUUAGGUUUAUACCCUAUCUGAGAUUGGUAUAGAAUAGGUUCAGUGUAAUGUACUAGGUUAAUACCCUAUCUGAGAUUGGUAUAGAAUAGGUUCAGUGUAAUGUACUAGGUUUAGGAUAUACAAAUUGUUUAUUUUUCUAAAACUGUAAACAUAUUUGACAUGUAACCUAUUUAAUAUUUUAUAAAGCCUUUGAAGAUUUCAAACAUCC
Messenger RNA from Oncorhynchus tshawytscha (Chinook salmon), 856 nucleotides. Its product is annotated as C-C motif chemokine 13-like. Gene Ontology annotation, cellular component: extracellular region. Gene Ontology annotation, biological process: positive regulation of ERK1 and ERK2 cascade; neutrophil chemotaxis; cellular response to tumor necrosis factor. The transcript is spliced from 3 exons. The coding region runs from base 177 to 452 and encodes 91 amino acids. NCBI's taxonomy places the organism in Eukaryota, Metazoa, Chordata, Actinopteri, Salmoniformes, Salmonidae. Gene Ontology annotation, molecular function: chemokine activity; CCR chemokine receptor binding. The record is from RefSeq and is a predicted model, not a curated record.